Saccharomyces paradoxus is the source of this 2010-nucleotide messenger RNA. RefSeq names its product Esbp6p (gene ESBP6). Gene Ontology annotation, biological process: transmembrane transport. Gene Ontology annotation, molecular function: transmembrane transporter activity. The transcript has a single exon. Bases 1 to 2010 code for a protein of 669 amino acids. The record is from RefSeq and is a predicted model, not a curated record. NCBI's taxonomy places the organism in Eukaryota, Fungi, Ascomycota, Saccharomycetes, Saccharomycetales, Saccharomycetaceae.
AUGUCAACGCAAUCAAAUGACUACGUUUCUGCUUCCUCUGGAAUGGCCUCCGAGAUAUCAUCCGAGGUUUCUUCGAUAAACUCUUCGCAGCUUGCAUCAUACUCCAAGGCUUCUAUUACUGGUCCGGUUCCGCGUUCUGAUCUGCACAGCAUUAAGUCGAACGAUGGCUCGAGAAAAUUGUCUAUUAGCAGGACCUUGACAAACCGGCUUAACGACAUUAAAAAGGCUGUUGAUGACGACAACAUGCAGACGGAAGAGACGUCUGCAGAUGUUAAUAAAAUAUUAGAAUCGAGAUUCGACGUGGCCGAUGCCAUUAGGCUACAUCACAAUGAGUCAGUGCAGUCAAAGCUAAACAUCCCCGCCACGCAUACUACCACCGGAGGCGCCUCGUCGUCGACACAAUCUUCUGCCUCUUCUAUUCAAAAUGACAUCACAGGACAUAAAGCCUCCAUGGACUCCAAACUCAUGAGAAAUAGAGUAUAUCCGGCUUCCACCAAAGGCUCCGGCAAGGAUCUCGAGGCCCAGGGAAUAUCAGAGUUCGAACCUGAUGAGCCGACUGUAAAAAGAGUAUUUACUAACAAAUCUACUGGGCAGCUAGAGCUGCCCCCUGACGGUGGAUAUGGUUGGGUCGUCGCAUUCUGUGUGUUCUUGACCAUGUUUUCCACGUGGGGCUGCAACGCAUCUUUUGGUGUCGACCUUGCCUACUAUCUAAACCAUGAUACUUACCCUGGCGCCUCCAAAUAUGACUAUGCCUUAAUUGCCGGUCUCACUGUAUUCCUGGGUCAAAUCUUGUCCCCUCUUGUGAUGGCACUGAUGAGAAUAAUUGGUUUGCGGACCACCAUGCUUUUUGGUGAUGCUGUAAUGCUUGCCGCAUAUCUCUUGGCCUCCUUUACAACCAAGUUAUGGCAAUUGUAUCUCACCCAAGGUUUCAUGAUCGGCUGUUCAAUAUCGCUGAUUUUCAUUCCAGCAACAACAGUCUUACCAGGAUGGUUCCUGAAAAAAAGAGCCGUCGCAAUGGGUGUCUCAUUAUUGGGUACCGGUGCUGGUGGUGUCGUCUACGGCUUGGCCACAAACAAAAUGCUUUCUGAUUUCGGAAAUACCAGGUGGUGUCUUCGUAUUAUAGGUAUAUCGUGUAGCAUAAGUGUUCUCGUUGCCAUUGCGCUUUUAAAAGAAAGGAACCCUACACCUCCCGUAGGGUUGAAAUCACCUCGAGCCAUGUUUGAACAACUCAAAGCAAUGUUUUCAUUAAAGGUUAUAACUAAACCAUUUGUGAUACUUAUUGCGCUAUGGUUCAUGUUCGCGUUAUUUGCCUACAAUUUGAUGGUUUUUACUCUAUCUUCAUACGCAAUCUCGAAAGGGUUAUCAUCGCACGACGCCACCACAUUGACUGCCAUUUUAAAUGGUUCCCAAUCCAUUGGAAGACCUCUGAUGGGUUUGGCGGGCGAUAAAUUUGGUAGGGCAAAUGUAACGAUCGUAUUAACCACUUUGUUAACAAUAUAUAUGUUUGCCUUCUGGAUCCCCGCUCAUACGUUUGUCCAACUGAUCUUUUUUUCAAUUUUAGUUGGCUCAUGCGUUGGUGUCGCCAACGUGAUGAAUACUGUCUUAAUUGCCGAUAUGGUUAAACCUGAAGAGUUUUUGCCCGCUUGGGCCUUUGUUAAUUACUGUGGUGCCCCAUUCUUACUGGUUUGCGAGGUAAUUGCACAAGCAUUGACGGUCGAGAAAGAUAAGAGCAACCCUUAUUUACAUGCGCAGAUUUUCUGCGGUUGUUGCUUUAUUGCUGCACUAAUUUUGAUUUCUAUUCUUCGUGAAUAUUCCAUAAGGAUGAAAUUAACGGAAAGACAAGCAAUGACAGACGAGAAGUUAAAAGAAUGGAAAGCUAGCGAAUACGAUACCGAUUCUGCCGAGGAAGAUUGGGAUAAAUUAAGAGAAAGAAAAAAUAAAUAUGAUAUUCUUUUAGGUCCCGGUACUAAAAAAUACUUCCUGAGGAUGGUAUAUCCAAUGAAAGUCUAG